AUGCUGUUUUACCGUUCUAUUCUCGGUUUGGCCACAAUCAUUACGGUUGUGGCUUCCACUGCAGUCGAAGAUGGGUGCAGUGCGUUGCUUUCCGAAUACCCUGACAGGACUUUCUUUCCUGGUUCGGAGCGAUACAAAUUUGAGAAUGAAUACUCGUGGACCUCGGCGACCUAUCUAGGCCCGUCUUGCAUCUUUGCACCACAGUGCACGGCGGAUGUACAGUUUGCGCUUCGUACCUUUCAAGAGAAUCAGAUCGAAUUUGCCAUUCGCGGCGGAGGUGCAAUGCCCAUCGACAACGCUGCCAACAUCGGGCCAGAGGGUAUCAUGAUGGCAAUGACGAAUCUAAGCAGCAUGGCCAUUGCGGAUGACCUCCAGACUGUUGUCAUUGGAGCGGGGGUCACUUGGCCUCCGCUGUAUGCCUACCUAGAUGAUUAUGGAUGCGUUCUUUCCAACGGAACAUUGGUCACAGCCAGUGCCGAUGAGAAUCCGGAUCUUUUGUGGGCCCUCGUGGGAGGCGGCAACAACUACUGUGUUGUCGUUCAAGCCGUCCUCAAUACUGUGCCGAUUUCCUCUGCUCUGAUCGGAACGGUUUCUUGGGGCCCCGGCGUUUCAGAGCAGUAUAUCAAGAGUGUCGAGCAGUUUGCCCUCCACGGCGCGGAAUACCCCAAGGCCUCCUUUGAGGGUCAAACCCGUUGGGUACCGUCUCGCAGUAGCGAAAUUUCAUUUGAUGGCUACCUUUGGUACAGCGGCGAGGGCGAUGUCCCUCUAGGGCUAGAGAAUUUCACCGCGCCCGUCCUUCCAAUCACAAGAGGGAACCUUACCCGAACCACCAUGGGCGAAUGGACUAAUUCAUUUGAAUAUGCUCCUUCUCUCGGCACCCGAGCAAUGUUUCACUGGUUGACUAGCGCUCCCAACGCUACAGCGGCAAGGAUCGCGUUCGACACUUACUUUGAGUCCAUUGCCUCACUAGCCGACGUCGAAGGGUUUUCGUCCACUUUCAGUAUGCUUCCAAUCACAUCCAUUGUGACAGCUGCUCCUGAGAAUGCCAUGGGGCUGGGCAACGACGACGGCCCGGCGAUUUGGUACGUUGAGAGCCCUCUGUGGUCGAACCCAGAAGACGACGAGCGCGUGAUUGCGGUCCACGCCGAAGCCAACGUCAAGAUUCGAGAAAAUCUUUCCGCUGCCGGGCUUGGACCACUCCCGUUCAUGUAUCUCAGUGACAUACAAAAGGCACAGAUUCCUGAGACUUACCCAGCCUAUGGAGCCGAGAAUCUGAAACGACUGAAGGAGAUAAGGGACAAAUAUGAUCCUGACCGGGUUUUUACUGACCUUGUUCCCGGAGGUGCCAAGGUCGCUCUGUCUUGA
This is a messenger RNA of Pestalotiopsis fici W106-1, 1365 nucleotides long. RefSeq lists its product as uncharacterized. Gene Ontology annotation, molecular function: flavin adenine dinucleotide binding; oxidoreductase activity. The record is from RefSeq and is a predicted model, not a curated record. Bases 1 to 1365 code for a protein of 454 amino acids. NCBI's taxonomy places the organism in Eukaryota, Fungi, Ascomycota, Sordariomycetes, Amphisphaeriales, Sporocadaceae. The transcript has 3 exons.